UUUAAACUAGUACAGCGAGUUUUCAUCGACUGCUCUCACUCUAAACUGUGUUUACGGUGUUGUAACACUACGUUUUAGGAUUUUAUCAGAAAUAUUGAGACACUUAACUUUGAACACAUGACAGUGGGGUGUGUGUUACUUAACAAUAAAGUAAGUGUUUUGCCAUGUGUUUGGCUCGGCUAACACAGAAAGCUAACGGCAGGCCCUGUUGCAGUGCAGUGCUACUGAACUCGCUUUCCCAUGAGCCCCCUCGCCGUACAGUAGCGCAGUUCGUGUCGCGCAUGCGCACAUUGGGAUAAAUUGAAUAUCAACUUGGCCAAAACAGCGGGUGAUAAAAUGCACAAGUUGAAGUCGUCGCAGAAGGACAAGGUUCGGCAGUUCAUGUCCUUCACGCAGGCCGGGGAGAGGACAGCCGUGUACUGCCUGACGCAGAAUGACUGGAAACUAGAAGUUGCCACGGACAACUACUUCCAGAACCCAGACCUCUACUACAAAGAAUCCAUGAAAACCUCCGUGGACCGCAGGAAGCUGGAGCAGCUCUACAACAGAUACAAAGACCCCCAGGAUGAUAAUAAGAUCGGUAUAGACGGGAUCCAGCAGUUCUGCGAUGACCUGACCCUGGACCCGGCGAGCAUGAGCAUCCUCGUGGUGGCGUGGAAGUUCAGAGCCGCCACGCAGUGCGAGUUCAGCAGGAAAGAGUUCCUGGACGGCAUGGCCGAGCUCGGCUGCGACAGUCCCGAGAAACUCAAGGCGAUCCUUCCCAGACUAGAGCAAGAGCUGAAAGACACGGGAAAGUUCAAGGACUUCUACCAGUUUACCUUCAAUUUUGCCAAGAACCCAGGCCAGAAAGGUUUAGACCUAGAGAUGGCUGUGGCUUACUGGAACCUAGUUCUCACAGGUCGCUUCAAGUUCUUAGAUCUCUGGAACCGUUUCCUGCUGGAGCACCACAAGCGCUCGAUUCCCAAGGACACAUGGAACCUUCUUCUCGACUUCGGCAACAUGAUUGCAGACGACAUGUCAAACUACGACGAGGAAGGGGCCUGGCCUGUCCUCAUCGACGACUUUGUGGAGUUCGCUCGGCCAAUCGUGACAGGAAGUAAACGCAGCGUGACAUAAUGUCGGUCCCGGGCUUUGUGCUGCGGGACACAGGAGUUUGUGUUUCUUCCAGUUUUUUUCUUUUCUUUGAAUGAGGUUUUUGAUACAAAUGAGCCAAAAAAAAAAAAGAGACAACUUCCCCAAUGAGCCUGUAUGAGCAGCUUGUCUUCACGAUUGUUCUUCCAACUGCAUAAGACGCCUCGGACGGAGAAAAGAGAGGGGGCGCGACCUGGAUGGAGAGCUGGUCCGGAGAGAGGAAAGCAGGAAGGGAAUCAACCGAAAGUAAAAAAAAUAAAUAAGAUUUUGUUGCCGUCUACUGGCCUGGACAGACUUUGGGAUUGCAAUAUGGAAGUGAUGCGUUCGCUCAUCACUCAAACUCCCAGUGGUUGUAGCUUUGAACUGUGGACUCACCAACGAGCACCAUUGGCGCAGUGAGAGUCGGCUUUUUCUUUCUCUCAGUUUCUUUAUUUCUUUCUUUCUUUCUUUUUUAGCACAUGCAGAGGAUUAAGUUAUAGAUGCAGUAGGACUCUCGUGAAUGAAACCAAUCUGCAUGUGCUGACGCUGCGGAGGAGGAACUAAAGCGAACUACAUUAUUUUGUGAUGCUCUCCGACAAUCACAAAGAGAGCAGAGGAAUGCGUGAUAGUAUGUUUGUGUGCGUGUGUGUGCGAUUGGUGGUGGUGGAGGAUGUGGGGGGAGUUAAAGAUAUCUCCUCUUUUAGGACACAAUGCUAAAUAUUUUCAUUAGGUUUUAUUAAUAUAAGUUAGGAUAUUAUGAUUCGCCUUUUACCGACCGGCAGCGGGAAAAAAAAAAACAUCCAGAUCCACGUUUUGUAUUCAGACUGAGAAUUUGGGACGUAAGCAGCAUGUUUCUGAGCUUGGCACCAGCAGAGUCGUAUUGUUACAGAAGUAAGAAAAAAAAAAUAAUAGUUUAUGUGAGAAAAAAACUUGGUGAGGAUUGGUUUAUAAUCAUAUUGGUACUUAAGACGCAUUUAAGAUCGCCAUUGUUUUUCCCUUUGCAGCGCGUAAUCGGACGCAAAGAGAAACAUUUCUGGACUGUUUUCUAUUAUCCAGGUGAUAAUGACUGGUCACCUCUACAAACUGCACUGAUCUACACUUUUUUUCUGUUAAUGUUUGUUUUCUUUGCAGCACUGUGUACAGCCUUUGAGUUUACAUGACAGUAGGUUUCACUUACAUAUAUAUAUUUUUUUUUUUAAUGAACAUCUACAUCACAGCCAUGGAGUGUUUUAACUGUUCGUUUACACUUUUUAUUUUUUAAUUUUUGGAGACACCUGUUGCUUUUUUUUGUGGAUGAGUAGAGAGGAAGCAAUGAACAGUGCGUGUGCUGCCACCUAGCGGCGGCUGUGUGUUACUGCACGCCUCAGUUAAAAACGCUACAUCACAAACUUGAGUCUUUUUAACCAAUAGAGGUCAGAGCUGCACUGCUUUUUUUUUUUCUUUUAUUUCAUUUUAAUUUAUUAUUAUUAUUGUUAUUUUUUUUUAUGCUACAUGCGGUGACAGAAGGUAGAGCUCAGGUACUAGUCUUUCUAGCACGUAGCUUCCUGUUCUGUUUCUGAACAGACAUUUGAGUUUUUGCUGUGUGUUGAAAACAAGAUGCAUCAGCCACUUGCAGGAGAUCUCAUUAGGGUUGAAGAACACAAUAAUGUUCAUGCAUCCAAAAAUCAGUCAUAAUCUGUGGUUGGUGUGUGUGAAUGUAGACACAAAAAAAAAAGGAGGUAAAUCAGCUUUUGAUUAGGAAUUCAGCCCCAGACUGAAUUUGAAUGAGAAAGGAGCCGAUUUAAGAUGUCAUCAUAGUAACUAGGUUACAUACGUGUUAGCUGGGUUAAGUGUUUCUGACUGUUGCAGACGCUGUCAAAGCGUCGCACACAGACGGAGAAAUGUGAGGAGGAAAAAAAAAAAAAAAAACCUGACAUCCUCAGGUUCAGGAGCGAGAAAACGCCUUUCAGUGUUCAGUUUGCUAAUAUGGUACGUUUUGGUACGUUGUCAAAUGUGUGGUCUUCUUCUCUUAAAAACAGUAUUAUUAUUAUUAUUAUUAUUAUUAUUUUUAUUAUUUUUUGCCGGCAAGAAAACCUUAGCAUUUACAAAAUAAUAUGUUUCGUCACAGAAACAUACCAUACCAUCAUUUUCUUGAAAAAUGUUGUCAAUAAAGCAUGUGGUUUUUAAACUG
Molecule: messenger RNA, 3280 nt
Organism: Mugil cephalus (flathead mullet)
Lineage: Eukaryota; Metazoa; Chordata; Actinopteri; Mugiliformes; Mugilidae
Gene: dcun1d2b
Product: DCN1, defective in cullin neddylation 1, domain containing 2b
Exons: 7
Coding region: 337-1116 (259 amino acids)
Biological process (GO): positive regulation of ubiquitin-protein transferase activity; protein neddylation
Cellular component (GO): ubiquitin ligase complex
Molecular function (GO): ubiquitin conjugating enzyme binding; cullin family protein binding; ubiquitin-like protein binding
Source: RefSeq, a predicted model, not a curated record